GUCAGUCCCGGCGGAGGAGGCUGCUGCACUAACACUACAAGCAUUGCAGUGACUGUUCAGUCGAGGACAGGUGGGCUAGCAGUCAGGACGUCUCUCCUGCUGGUUCAGCUUUGCUUGCUGGGUAAUGUUACAGCUGUAGGUGGUGCGGAUGUCAGGCUGAGGUGAAGAGGCAGACCCCAAGCCCUUAUGGCUCAUCUUGACUAAAGAUCAUAAAAUGAGUGGCUGCAGCAUCGACUCCAGUUUGACUUUAUCUCCCUCCUGAAUCUUCUUGAACUUGGACAGCAGGCUCAAAGUUUGAACUGCACCAAGACCCUUUGUCCCUCCACCCAGGUGGUGUGUUCUGCCCUCUUCACUUGGAUCCAGUGAGUUGGAGGCUAACUUCGUGGAGCAUUUGAGCCCAUCACACGAUUAACUGUAGCCUGUUUACUCAUGGCAAUCAACGCUGAUGUAGAAGACUGGGGUGGAGUUGGGAGCAAUGACUCGGGAGAGAGGGCGAGGCUCUUGCAGAGCCCUAGCGUGGAUUCUGUCCGGCAUUUGGAGUCGGAAAGGAAGAGCAGCGGAGGCGUUUCAUCCAUCGGAGCUGUCUUCAUUGUAGUGAAUGCAGCACUUGGAGCAGGUCUACUCAAUUUCCCAGCAGCCUUCUACAUGGCGGGAGGGAUAACUGCAGGAGUGAUGCUUCAAUUGUUCAUGUUGAUCUUCAUCAUCAGUGGGCUGGUGAUCCUGGGCUACUGCUCUCAGGUCAGUAAUGAAAGCACCUACCAGGAGGUUGUUCGGGCUUCUUGUGGGAAGGUCACAGGAGUCCUUUGUGAGAUUGCCAUUGCUGUCUACACCUUCGGCACUUGCAUUGCAUUCUUCAUUGUCAUUGGAGACCAGCUGGAUCACUUGAUAACUGCGGUGGAUCACACAGAGGGUGUGGUCACUCAGCAUUGGUACACUGACCGCAGAUUUACCAUCGUUGUCACCGCAGUCCUGGUUAUUCUUCCUCUCUCCAUCCCCAAAGAGAUCGGCUUUCAGAAAUAUGCCAGUGCAUUGAGUGUCAUGGGUACCUGGUACGUGACCAUAGUGGUCAUUGUCAGGUACAUCUGGCCUGAUAAAAAUAUGACUCCAGGUUAUAUUCCUACUAGUGCACCUUCCUGGACUGCAGUGUUUAAUGCAAUGCCCACCAUAUGCUUUGGUUUCCAGUGCCAUGUCAGCAGUGUGCCAGUGUUCAACAGCAUGAGGAGGAGUGAGCUCAAGCCUUGGGGACUUGUUGUCACUCUUAGCAUGAUUAUCUGUCUCUUCGUGUACACAGGAACAGGUGUCUGUGGCUUCCUGUCAUUUGGCUCCAAAGUUAAUCAGGAUGUGUUGAUAUCAUACCCCUCUGAUGACAUUGCAGUGGCCAUUGCAAGAGCUUUCAUCGUCAUCUGCGUCGUCACCUCUUAUCCUAUUUUGCACUUCUGUGGCAGGGCUGUCAUAGAGGGACUCUGGCUGCGUUUCCGUGGCGAGCAGGUGGAGGUGUGCGUGCGACGUGAGCAGAGGCGCAGGGUCUUGCAGACGCUGGUGUGGUUCUCACUCACCCUCAUCCUCGCACUCUUCAUCCCAGAUAUUGGCCGGGUAAUCUCACUUAUUGGAGGACUGGCAGCCUGUUUCAUCUUUGUCUUCCCAGGUCUGUGUUUGAUUCAAGCCAAGCUCUCAGAGACGGAGAGACGAUCUGCCAGCUGGCAUGGGCUGGUGGUCUAUGGUGUUGUCAUGGUUACCACCGGAGCUUUCAUCUUUGGCCUCACCACCACCAACUCCAUCUACCGAGAUGUCGUCAGCUAAAAAACUAGUAGUUUUUGGACCUAGCAAAGUUCUCACUAUUGGAGACAGAGGAGGUGCUCAGUUUGGUGCUGCCGUAUUAAACUACCGAAUCCCAUCGAGAAGCAUCUCAAGACACACUCAUUUAAAUCCUCAAGAGCUCCACUGCAUGUCCCGUCUCCUCUCCAUGCUGAGUAAACGCCCCAGAGCCCUUUACUCAGGCAUGGAGCGCUGCUGUCUGACUGAACAGACUGAAAAGACCCGUCCAUGUCAACUGACCCGAAACAUUUUGCCUUUUACAUUUUUAAUGUGAGUUUUAAGUUGCAUGUUUUGCUUUUAUGUUUUUACAAUGGCUCUAACUUGCUGUGACAGCAGCUUCCGGUGUUGUAGACGUGCCACAUGGGCGCAAAGGCCCCUCUGUCAUCCCAGAGCCUGCAUGGACAACACAUUCCUGUUAUGUUUACAAAACCUGAGGGGCCUCAUGUAUGGAAAGAUCUCAUGGUCAGAUUGGAUCGAACUGAUGUGUGUUUCCUGAAACGCACGUCAUCAGUGAACAUUCAUGUAUCACGCGGUCGGUCAAAGCGCUCGGCCACAUCCACACUUGAUGUUAGGGGAACUUUUCACAGCACCAGUGCUGCAGGACUGGUGGGAGUAUGGGAGUUGCUGAAAUUUAGUGAUGAUGCCAGUUCUCCUGCUUAAUGGAAAUUUGAAUUGAUUGGCUGAAAGUGGAGGAACAAUCUUUUAUGGGUGAUGUAAUAACUGUAGACUUCUUCCAUUUUUGACCUUAUUGUCAACUAGACUCUGUAUGGCAUUGACACUAACUGAAGAUGUUGAUACCGUAGCAUAAUUAUAUGAAUUCAAGUUGGACUGCGAUUUAUGUACGACAAGUACAUAUGGCUGAGGUACGCACCUUAACUGCAAUUCAUUUUAUGAAGUUGUUUUAUAAUCAAGCUGAAAUUGGGAUUAGAGUUCAUAAAGAGGAGGCGCCAGAUUUUAAUAAGUGAUUAUUUCAAAGCCACUCCGAACUGGCUGAGGGCAGGACAGCUAACACCCCGGGUUCCAGUACAAUGAUAAUCUUCCUUUGGAUAAGGCAGCAAAGCCAAACCAUAUCAGACCAAAGAGACCAGAGCUCAAGAUUAUCAUCAGCUGCCAUGUUCAAAGGCUUAACUGUGGCACCUGUAUGCUGUUCAGGACAAACUUUUACAAUUUAGUGGUGGCUAGAAGUUUAACAAUUCCUAAAUGUGUGUUGCAGUCACUACUACUAAACCUCUGUGGCAGUAGGUUUAGAGUCAAAAUCCAAAUGAAAUCCCAAGAGGUUU
Myripristis murdjan (pinecone soldierfish) is the source of this 3095-nucleotide messenger RNA. It is a transcript of the gene slc38a7, whose product is annotated as solute carrier family 38 member 7. Gene Ontology annotation, molecular function: L-glutamine transmembrane transporter activity; L-asparagine transmembrane transporter activity. The record is from RefSeq and is a predicted model, not a curated record. Lineage: Eukaryota; Metazoa; Chordata; Actinopteri; Holocentriformes; Holocentridae. The transcript is spliced from 14 exons. Bases 430 to 1800 code for a protein of 456 amino acids. Gene Ontology annotation, biological process: amino acid transmembrane transport. Gene Ontology annotation, cellular component: membrane.